Molecule: messenger RNA, 1048 nt
Organism: Leguminivora glycinivorella
Lineage: Eukaryota; Metazoa; Arthropoda; Insecta; Lepidoptera; Tortricidae
Exons: 4
Coding region: 212-994 (260 amino acids)
Source: RefSeq, a predicted model, not a curated record
AUGAUGUGUAACAAAAAUACAUGUUUUCGCUAAACUAAAAUAUUAUUAACUACAUUGUGACGGGCGUGUCCGAAUUACUGCAAACUCCUACUAUCUUUACGGGAGGUUCAUGAUAAUAUGUGAUUAAUUUCGUUGAUAUUUUCUAUUUUUCUCCCUCAAUCCGACUGUGGCUUUUGCAAAUUCUCGAAUAUAACAAUAGUUUACAGCUAAAAUGGAAAAACAGUCAAUACACAGUAAGGACAGUUAUACAGAACGGCGGAAGUUAUUCAAAAACAUUUGGGAUACCGCCGUGAAGCUGGAUGAGAAGGACAAGGAAUCUGAACAGGCGGCUGUGGCCAAACCUAAGGUUAUAAAAACAUUAAGACUGGGCGAAUCGGACGAGAUAAACGUAGGCAAGAACAAGAAGCAGCGCAUCAAGAACUUGCGGAUCGUCUGCAACCGGCUGCUCGACAUUUGCAAUAAGCAAGAAUCUAUCGAGGAACAGGUGUAUGAUCAGAUGUCCGCUGCUCGCCACGAUUCCAGCGUAACCUCCACAAUGGGCGUCCACCAACGAAAGCGUAAGAAAAAAACCACUAGGACAAAAAAGAAAGCCAAAAAGAACUACCAACUACCGAAACUUCCGCAACCGCCGCCAGUCGAUAUCCAAGAAGAGACGGCUUCGUUUAACGUUGACGAAGACGGCGCGAUUACGCACCGAGGGACGAAACCUCUCAGAGACUUGAAUUCUCUGAGAAUGGAGCGAGCACUGCUCAUUGAGCGGUUUCUAGCCGAACGACUGAAUCUACAAAACGUUCGUACGCCCGAGCCUGGAGAAUCUGAGCAAAAACUCGGAGACGCCCAUCGCAAAGUAGUUAAAAAAUCAACAAAAAACAGAAGAAAUGUCAGCGCGACGCCGUCUCCGGAGCCGCGCGGCGCCGGCGCAGCGAGAAGGUUAUCGCCUGGCCGACAGUGUUGCCCCAUUCCGAUUAUUAACUUGGUUCUUCAACUAGAUUAGCUGAAAGCAGUGUCAGUGUUUCAUGAUAGUGGUAAAGUUGCAUAGACAGUGAGA